AUGGUUAGGAAGUGCUCACAUUGUGGAAACAUAGGUCAUAAUUCGAGGACCUGCACAUCUUUAAGAGGGAAUUUUGUAGGUGUUCGUCUCUUCGGUGUUCAACUAGACUUAUCCUCCUCUUGUGUUACCAUGAAGAAAAGCUUUAGCAUGGAUUCCUUUCCCUCAUCAUCAUCAUCUCCAUCUUCAUCCUUUUCUUCUUCAAGGAUAACCAUUGAUGAGAACUCUGACAGAACCUCUAUUGGGUAUCUAUCAGAUGGUCUCAUAGUUCGAGCACAAGAGAGGAAGAAAGGAGUUCCAUGGACAGAAGAAGAGCACCGAAUAUUCCUUGUUGGACUUGAGAAGCUGGGAAAAGGUGAUUGGAGAGGUAUCUCUAGAAACUAUGUGACUACAAGAACACCAACACAAGUCGCUAGCCAUGCUCAAAAGUACUUUAUUCGACUGGCAACGAUUAAUAAGAAGAAGAGACGUUCUAGUCUCUUUGACUUGAUUGGUAGGGGAAGCACAAGCACAGAAGCUCGUCCAAUUAGCAAUUACAACUGCAAAUCAGGCGAUUCAGUUUCUACUCAUCAACAUGUUAUUAAAUCCAAAUGUGAAGUUGAGAACAAUGCCACUUUGUCACUGCUAGGGAGCCUUACCUCAUUUCAACAAGAAACCAAAUCAAAUGAGCAUAAAACUACUGAUAAUUACUGUCAAAUUCAACCAGCAGCUGCAGCACAAGAUGAAGCUAUUAUGCCCCUCUGGCUUCAUCCCCAGAUGAUGAAAUCUUCAAAUGUACCCAAUUCCUCAAAUAUUAAUGCAGUAGUGCCUGAUCUGGAACUCACUCUUGCAGUCCCCAAGGCUAAGAGUACCCUAGAACAAAAUAAAUCACCACGGGGUUCCUUCCUUCUCGGGCCAAUUAGCGUGACUUAA
This is a messenger RNA of Gastrolobium bilobum, 909 nucleotides long. RefSeq names its product transcription factor KUA1-like. Gene Ontology annotation, molecular function: DNA binding; zinc ion binding. Gene Ontology annotation, biological process: response to gibberellin; response to ethylene; response to auxin. Bases 1 to 909 code for a protein of 302 amino acids. The transcript has 3 exons. Lineage: Eukaryota; Viridiplantae; Streptophyta; Magnoliopsida; Fabales; Fabaceae. The record is from RefSeq and is a predicted model, not a curated record.